This is a messenger RNA of Haliotis rubra (blacklip abalone), 1104 nucleotides long. RefSeq lists its product as uncharacterized. The transcript has 2 exons. NCBI's taxonomy places the organism in Eukaryota, Metazoa, Mollusca, Gastropoda, Lepetellida, Haliotidae. The coding region runs from base 88 to 1002 and encodes 304 amino acids. The record is from RefSeq and is a predicted model, not a curated record.
AGAAAAACUUGUUUUUCAUAACGAUCAGUGGAGUCUGACCUCUGUGGAUUCUCCCCCAUUAUUUACUACUCACAGGUGACCGAAACCAUGCCGUCACCAGUGGCCAGGUUGUUCUUUGUAAGCUUGUUUGUGUCGUCCCUCUGUCUAGACGAUACAACGCCUUCUUCACAAACACAGCUCGUCCCAACCCAGUUUGAUGAAAUAUGUACACCAGCGACCCCUUCCGAGGACAUCACACCAAUCAAAAUUAAGUGUAACCUGUCCGGAAAUAACCAACAAACCUGGAAGUUGGCUACUCUCAGAGACUGGAUCAUGGAACCAAAAAACAACCAGUCUGGUAAGCAAUAUUCAUAUGAGAUACAGUGCAGUUGGUCAAAUUCUAGCCUAUCUCUACCAUGGCCAAUGAAGUCACCCGGUCUGGUGGAGCUGGUUGUGAGGAACUGCAACAUAACAGAUGUGUAUUCUGAAUACGACCGACCAGAUAUCUACACAAUGGCUUCCGAGCUGGUCAGGAUCGAAAUAACAGAUUCAGCCUUGUCUAUUAAGCACUCACGUCUUCAGGAACUCUUGCAGGGAAUUGCAAACGUUUCGUCCGAUUUUGACUGUCUUCAGCAAGAAACCGUAGAAGUUAUCGUCUUCAGAAACAUUUCCUAUGUCUUAGAUGAUGAUUUGGAACACUGCUUGAAGCUUUUUCUCCCCCCAAAGGAUAACGGAAGUGUCAUCCCCCCGGAUCCAUCUUGCAAUAUCUUGUUUCUACCAACUGAGCUGCGCAACCUUGAAGUGGAAUGCAAUUUCAAGAAACUCCGUGUCAUUGAUGAAAGCAUCAGCAACACCUUGUCAGUCUACUACCACAGAUUCCUGACAAAGUACAAGAAGUUUCCUGUUCUUGAAUUCCUUAACUAUUCUUCCAACUAUAUUCGUGAUGUUCCAGAUGAACUGAGAGAUUGGAGCUUUUUACUUCUUGUCAUUGAAACACAUGGAUCUUUCUCACAACCAAAUUGAAAAGAUUACCUUUGAAUCGGUAUUCAAUUUAAACCAUGAAAACGACACGUACAUAAAUGUACAGUUCAACAACAUAACGACUCUCUCCAAACAGGACCUCGA